Peromyscus leucopus (white-footed mouse) is the source of this 2056-nucleotide messenger RNA. RefSeq names its product gap junction protein delta 3 (gene Gjd3). Gene Ontology annotation, biological process: cell communication. NCBI's taxonomy places the organism in Eukaryota, Metazoa, Chordata, Mammalia, Rodentia, Cricetidae. The record is from RefSeq and is a predicted model, not a curated record. Gene Ontology annotation, cellular component: connexin complex.
CAUCCUGUCCUGUCAUCCAUCCCAGCCAAAUCCGAAAAGGAAAAUGAAAGAGGGACCUAGAGGAACAGGUCCCAGCUGUCUCCCAAGGUCCUCCGCUCAGCUCUAAGCAGAGGCCCCAGGCGUCAUGGGAGAGUGGGCGUUCCUAGGCUCCCUGCUGGACGCCGUGCAGCUGCAGUCGCCGCUCGUGGGUCGCCUCUGGCUGGUGAUCAUGCUGAUCUUCCGCAUCCUGGUGCUGGCCACGGUGGGAGGUGCCGUGUUCGAGGACGAGCAGGAGGAGUUCGUGUGCAACACGCUGCAGCCGGGCUGCCGCCAGACCUGCUACGACCGCGCCUUCCCGGUGUCCCACUACCGCUUCUGGCUCUUCCACAUCUUGCUGUUGUCGGCGCCGCCGGUGCUGUUCGUCAUCUACUCCAUGCACCAGGCCAGCAAGGAGGCGGGAGGUGCGCAGCCGGCCCCGCCGUGCACGCGCGGGCGCCCCGAGGCCCCGUGCGCCCCGUGCUCCCUGCGCGCCCGCCGCGCGCGCCGCUGCUACCUGCUGAGCGUGGCUCUGCGCCUGCUCGCCGAGCUGGCCUUCCUGGGGGGCCAGGCGCUGCUCUACGGCUUCCGCGUGGCCCCGCACUACGCGUGCGCCGGCCCGCCUUGCCCGCACACCGUCGACUGCUUCGUGAGCCGGCCCACCGAGAAGACGGUCUUCGUGGUCUUCUACUUCGCCGUCGGGCUGCUCUCGGCGCUGCUCAGCGUGGCCGAGCUGGCCCACCUGCUCUGGAAGGGUCGCCGCGCCAAGCUGCUCCCGCCCCCGCCGCCGUCCCCGCCCGCUCCGCCCUCGCAGCGAGCCGACCCCGACCCCGACCCCUUCGGGCCGCCCGCCUACGCUCACCGCGCGCCGGCCGGCGACAGCGAGGGCGAGGGCGGCAGCGGUCACAGCAAGGCGUCGCUGGCCACCGUGCGUCAGGACCUGGCCAUCUAGCGGCGAGGUCCCGGGCCGAACCUUCAGCACCGAGGGGGGGGUCGGUGGAGGCAGAAGCGAGAAGUGGCUUCCGCGAGACUGCGUAGGACCCUGCCUGAGCUGAAGAUGAGCAGAGGGGACCUCCCACCCCCACACCCCCCACAGCAGAAGAGGAGGGACCGACCGGGGUUCGGUCGGGGUGGCGUGGCGUCGCACUUCCUAGUGCUGGUUGCCGCAGCGAGCUGGGGGUGCUUUGCAUCAGGGAGGCUCCUCUGUGCUGUGUUCCCAGCCGGAAAGGGAGGAGGCCAGGAGCCUUGAGAGGAAGCGAACGGGCCAAGGGCAGUGGGUGACCUGAUUGUUGUAUCGGGGGUUGAAAUCAGCAGGGAUGGCAGCAUUCCCAGGGCCCCUGCUUGUUCAGAGCAGCUCACUUCUCUGUGGGCUCUCUCUGUGCACACAUACAUGCACACCAGAUGAGAUGGGUUUGAUUGCUCGUGCACAUUAAACCCCUGUGGGCUGUGUGUGUGCUUGCAUGUGUACCCCCCCCCUCGGAGGGGUCCACACAUGCCUGUGCACACAAGCGUACGCCUUCCAAGUAACAGGAGGUACAGACCUGUGUUCGUGCAUGUGUGCACAGGCAUGCCCAGGGAUGUCCUUGGGGGCUCUGUGCGCUUGCGUGGAUGCAUGCCUCCUGCGUAAGGUGUACACACCUGUACACACACAUUCUGUGUGUGCACCUGCUAACACUGUCGUUCACUACCUGAACCCAAUGCUAGUGGUAGCCAUAAUGGCUUCCUCCCUACUGACCUAACCCUGCCGCCUGUGAGGGCAUCGGUGUUCCCCCACAGGAACGGGGUGGGAGCAGAGUGGGAAGAUAAAGACAGGCAGUGGUGGUCUUUCGGCUUCCAUCUUCACUCUUCCCACCCGCGGCCACCAUAGUCUGUAAACAAACAUGGUUGAGGCCUUUCCAUCCUUAGGGAAAGCUGCCCCAGAGACAGAUAGGUUCCUAGGUCCCCUUACAACUAGCCAUUCUUCUAGCACAGACUUUAAAAGAGUUGCCACAUGGCUACUUCACCCCCCUCCUUUUUUCUUAAAGAUUCUAUUUAAUUUUAU